AUGGCGUGGCGUUUCAAGACUUCAAAGUAUAAAAAUGCAGCCGCUAAAUUUCCAAAGCGAGAGGAAUGGAUACCAGAGUUAUCCGUAGGAAAUUUGAUGCAUUCCUGCGGCAAUCAUAUCAAAGCCAGUGGCGCCUUCAUGGCUUUCAACACUAUAAAUACAGGUGGUGGUAGUUUAGGUAUACUGCCUGUAAGUACAUCAGGACGACUGUCGAAUGGUUUGCCACAACUUCCAGCGCAUGGUGAUUACAUAACAGAUUUUGAGUUUUCUCCCUUUGAUGACUACGUUUUAGCGACAGGAUCUAAUGAUACAAAUAUAAAGGUAUGGGUGUUGCCGAAGCAGGAAGACAUUUAUACGAGUGCCUUAUCUGACAUUAAUGCCUCCAUGUCAUUUCCCAAUGAGAAGCGAGUGGAAAAUGUGACAUGGAACCCUGUAGCUGAUGGAGUGCUUGCUGCGACUGUUUUUGAUACAGUUAAAGUGUAUGAUGUGGAAAGGGGAGAUAACAAAUAUGCUUUUGGUUGCCAUGGUGACCAGAUACAGAGUGUGAGUUGGCGGGGGAGUGGCACAACCCUUGUUACUUCCUGUAAAGACAAGAACCUCCGAAUACUGGACCCACGCUCUGGAGGAAAAGUUCUGGAAGGUAAGGGACAUGAUGGGAUUAAAGACUCACGGGUGCUGUGGCUUGGUGACAAAGAUUUCCUUGUGUCCACAGGGUUCAACAGAGACAGACGUCGUGAGGUUCGCCUUUGGGACAGUCGAAGCUUUGGAUCCUCUCUACAUUGUAUAGAUGUAGGAAAUUCUACAGGGACCAUAAUGCCUUUUUAUGACAGAGAUACAAGUAUGCUGUUUUUUAUUGGAAAGGGUGACAAUCAGAUAAAGUAUUGUGAACUCACAGACAAAAGUCCAUUCAUCAAUGAGAACUUUAUAGAGAGAACAGAACAAAUUAAAGGUGCUGCAAUGGUUCCUAAACGUCUGAUGAAUGUGAUGGAGGGAGAAGUGAAUCGCCUCCUCCUUCUGACCUCCUCAGCCAUUAUACCCACGCCUUAUAUAGUGCCAAGAAAGUCCUACAAAGACUACCAUGAAGAUCUGUUUCCCGACACUUCCUCAGGGGAGCCAACUCUGUCCUCCUCAUCCUGGUUCAGCGGACAGAAUGGUCAAAUAAAGCUGAUGACCUUGAAUCCAUCUCGAAGGUCAGAUCCUGUGUCUACUCCAGGUCACUUAUUCUUAGGAAAUCAAGCUGAUACUGUUGUCAAUGGUAACACCAGCAGGGAGACAACUCCAAUUCAGAAGCCUGUGAUAAGUAAACCAGAACCUGCAUCCACCCAAGAAAUCAUAUCGCCUCCAUCUGUCAACCAGGUGUCAUCUACACAGGCUACAAACAUUCCUGACGAACCAGAAGAUAUACCUGACAGCCAAUCAGGAGAUAGCACUGCACAGACUAUGAAUCAAACAGACGAAGAAAAGGAGGUGAUACAACAUUCCUCAGUUGAAGACAUUCCUCCAGUAUCUACUCCAACUGCUACUUCAGCCAAGAGGCCAGUGAAAGUAGUUCAAAUCAAAACACCAGCCAAGGUUUUCUCAGCUGGCCGGUUGUCCAAAUUCAAGUACCUGAAGGGUCGCACAGAACACAAAGAUAAACACAUAGUCAACAUCAGGAAGCUUUCUACAACCAUUCCGGGGGAGAGUGACAUGUUUGCCGUCAACAGAACCAGAUGUGUCAUACCAAUAGAGGGCGCUGGUGGUCUACUUCAAGUACUCGAGUUCUCAAGGCUUGGUCGCCUCCAGGACACAGGUGUACCAGUACUACAGCACAAGAGUAAGGUCCUGGACUAUGUGUGGGAUCCUUUUGAUGAUGGUCGCCUUGUCGUGGCAUGUGAUGAUGCAAAAAUUUGGGUGUGGAAUAUUCCUGAAGGAGGCCUUACAGAAACAUUGACCGAGGCCUCUCAGUGUCUACAAGGUCACAUGGAAAAGAUCUACUUUGUGCGGUUCCAUCCACUGGCUAAGGACAUCUUGGUGUCCGCAUCGUAUGACAUGUCUGUCCGCAUCUGGGACCUAUCCACUGGAACUGAGGUACUCCAGGUUGAGGAACAUCCAGACCAGGUAUUCAGUGCUGCCUGGAGCCCUGAUGGUAAAUAUCUAUCUACUGUUUGUAAAGAUGGGAAACUGAGAAUAUUCAACCCCAGGAAAUAUCAGUCCCCACUCAUGGAAGGUCCUGGACCUGUGGGGUCCCGUGGUGCCAGGGUGAUCUGGGUACUAGAUGGACAGUAUCUCCUAGUCACAGGAUUCUCAUCUAAAAAUGAGAGGUGUUUAUCACUGUACGACACAGCUGAUCUGGCCACACCCCUCGAGACUGUUAAGGUGAAUGCAGCCCCACCUAUACUGGUGCCUUACUAUGAUGAGGAUAGCCACACAGUAUUCCUGUCCAGUCGGGGUGAGAACCAGCUGUAUGCAUUUGAAGUGUCUGAAGAGGAGCCUUAUCUUAGCCCACUGUCUAGCUUUGUUGGGGAGGGUCUACAUCAAGCCUUCUCAUUCCUCCCAAAAAUUACCUGUAAUCCAAAGGAGGUGGAGUUUGCACGUGCAUGGCGACUGACCUCAACUUCUGUUGAACCUGUAUCCUUCACCGUCCCCAGGGUCAAGAUGGAGUAUUUCCAGGACGACUUAUUUCCGGACACUCAAGUGACGUGGGAGCCAACCAUGACUAGUGCUGAAUGGAUAUCAGGGCUAAACAACCAGCCUAGAACCAUUAGUGUACAGCCCGCGGGAAUGAAAAAAUUGAGUGAAGCCCCAGUGGAGGCCCCUAAAACAAGUAAAUAUGACAGCUAUAAUCCUGACACCUACAAAACAGAUGAACAGAAGAAAGAAGAGCUACUGAGUGCGAUGACAAACAAACUGUCGGUACAAGGAGACCCCUUACCACAGGACCUGGCAGAGGGGGUCGACUCGGACGAAUGGGAGGAUGAAUGAAAACUUGUGAUCUCAUGGUGAGGAAGUAUUACAACACAAAAGAGUUUGUCACCAAAGGGAGGAAAUCCAUUCUUCUGUGUAAACUUGUUAAUUCAGGAUUCUUCAUUUUCUGGAUAGUGACAAAAGUCCAGAGAAGUGCUAGAGAUCAGCAAAAGUUUUGGAGAUUCUUUUUCUUUUUCUCUACUGAUCUACUCUAUUUUAAAAGUGAAAAGUGCAAUUGUUUUUCAUUGUCUGUUCUCAUGUCUUUUUAUGUAACCAAAUCAUACAUCACUAAAAAUCUGAAAAUGAACUAAGCCAAAAAUAAUAUGAAUAUUUGAAUAAGGCGAUUUUCAUUCUUGAACCAAAGACAAUUGUUGAAGAUAGUAUUUCUUUUUAGACAACACUUGUAGUUGAAACUGGUUUAGUUGUAAGAUAAAAUCAUGUUCCAAGCACAUAAGGUUUUCUGAAAAUACACAACAUUUUACAAAGUGUGUGUGGAGAUCAUAGAAAAAAAUUGUUUAGAAUAACAGAGGAAUAAGAUUGGAAAACUGAAGAUAUUUUUCGACCCACACCUCUGAAAAUAAAAAAAAAAAGAUAACCUUUAUUUAUUUUACAACAAUUGCAAAAUAAACUAUCUGCCUAUACUAAUCACCCUUGUUGGCCCGGGUGUAGGCAUGUACCCAGGGAAAUCCCACAUGGUUGUGCAGGUGACCCAAUACCUUUUUGCAUCUAUUCUGGCAAUUGAACCCUUGACUAGAUGAAAGGCAAGUAGUGAGUUACCAUUGUGCCACAUGACCACCCUCUGAAAUCCAAUCUCCAGCAGAAAUUUCAAAGGUUCAAAUUCAAUUUUCAUGUCCCUUUGUUCAUUGGUAUUAAUGACUCUUUAUUUCAAGCCUGUUUAAUAAGAAGUGGGUGAGGGAGGGUCACAGUGGUAUGCCAGGUGGAAAACACUACACAAUUGGUGGUGUUGGGACUUACUUUACCAGACUUAGUAUAUUGUACUAAAAAAAUGUAGACACUAUUAAAUCAGUCAAUAAAGAUUGCUACACAGAGAAAACUAAAAUGUUUUUAUUUGAAAAGAAGAAAGAAAAUUGUAUCUUACAUGUCAGUCAAUGAUAUCCACACUAGUACUUCCAGCAUUGCAAGAAAACUUGUGACAUUCAGACUGGGGUUCUCUGAAAUUAAUCUCAUUAUUCUAACAUCCGUUCUGUUGUGCAUGGGCAUAAACCUUCUUUCACCUUGUCUUCAAUAAUAAUGUUUUAUGAACUGGCUCCAUUAACUUUAAUUUCAUCAGUUUUUACAUUGUAUGCAAGAAUUAUAAUCCCUUGGUUAAUACAGGAAUGAGGACAAUGAAACCCCUAACAAUUUCAGUCUUAAGCUUUAUACCCUAGAUUGAAAUUGCAUUGUUUAUUUUUACAUCACAGUAGAAAUCAUAAUCGGGGAUAUGCUCCGACUUUAAGCUGGCCUUUAUAAACAAGUGGUCUUUAUACACAGGUUUUCUUGUUACGUAUAUAGCCUUGUUGAUAUAUUUUUUUGUUACAGUAAACAUGUAUUAUUUAUAAGUCUUGUAUUGUUUCUGUUUGUCAUUUAUAAUGAUGUGAUACUUACAUGUAUGUUUACAUAUACACACCUUUGUGUUUGAUGGCGUCACUUCAAUUAUGACGACGUCAAAUUUUCAUUUCAAAAAUAAGAAUUGAAGAGCCCUUUGUAAGGUGAAAGCUGCUUAUUGAUAUGUUUGUCAUUAAUUUGUUUUUUACGUCUAUAUUCUUAUGUAUAUUUCAUAACAAAUGAUUAACAAUGAAUGGACUUUAUUACUGAUUGGUGACAAGGCGAGAUGUGUGGUGUGUUGUGACUUCAAACUUCAUUAUCUCAAAUUUGACUGGAUCAUAAAAAAGUUAUUUAAGGUAAUAAUUAAGAAAUUAAAGACAAUUUUGCAAAAACUGAAUAAACAUUUCUAGUUAUAUGAGGUCUUCAAAUCUUCAGAGUUUUAGAUAUCAAAGUUUGACGAUCUGAAAACAUCAUUCUGUUUACACAAAGGAAGCACAAUAGUUGCAAAUAGUGCUCACAAAAAGUAAGCUUUCACAUGGUAGAAUUAUAUUUAUUUUCCUAGUUUUCUAUGGAAUAACAGGUUUUAUUUCACUGUAAAAUGUCAGGGGAAG
Messenger RNA from Ylistrum balloti, 5102 nucleotides. RefSeq names its product coronin-7-like. The record is from RefSeq and is a predicted model, not a curated record. The coding region runs from base 1 to 2964 and encodes 987 amino acids. The transcript is spliced from 26 exons. Gene Ontology annotation, molecular function: protein binding. Lineage: Eukaryota; Metazoa; Mollusca; Bivalvia; Pectinida; Pectinidae.